GACGCGUGGGUGGAAGACAAGAGAAGUGGUUUGACGGGUAUUUUUGUUUGCGUUUUAGGGCGACUCUCCUAACUUUAGGAGGUCGACCUUGGGAAAAGAAGAAUGUUUUAGCCCAUUCGGGGGUUCUACCACCCUAAGAGCAAGAAGAACGGACAGAUGCACGAGAAGACGUGCUACCUUACGAAGCCCGCCUGGCAAGAACAUCCUAAAGAAGAACAGCUUGAAUAUAAACUCUCUUUGCUACUAUGACACUUCCUGUGCGAGCGACGCGAGAGGUUAGGAGUCUACGAUAUGUCUCUUUGCUAUAGAUUCAAGCAGUUUUGGUUACUUUUAUUCAACGGUUUGUGGGUUCAGAAAGAAGAGAAGUUGAACUCUUGCAAAUCGCAGAAAACAAAAAAUGAUAUCAGCGACCGACAAGUGGAGCUGAAAGGUGCAAGGAGGGAAUUUCUGGGCGCGGAACGAAAAACUGACGAUGUGAUUGAUUGUCAGCUUGUUUCUCAUGGAGUUAAAUUCUCCAAUAAAGAAGAAAUGGAAGGUUUCGAUUCUAAGAUGGACGAAAUGCAUGAUAUAUUCCUUAAGGAACUUUCGGAAAUAAAGCGACAACACGAACGACUACAAAUUGGUAGGGUUAUUCUCAGCAGACGUGUGUCAGAAUUAGAACAAAUCCUGCAAACAGACAUUAAAAGCUUUACAAGCUCCGAUAUAAAAUCGUUUAUGGAAGAUUCGUCAUUAUCUAGUGAAGAGCUACAGCUUUUGGCCGAGAUGGAUGAAAUACUAGAAAUGCUUGAAAAAGAACGGCAAGAACUUCUAUCGCUUGAAAAAUAUUUAGACAUUGAACUGCGUGAAAGAACGUACUAUCCAGAACCUGUAAUGCAUCGCCACAGAAGGCUGGAAGAUGACUUUUCAAGGCAGAUGAAACUAGACGGUGGUUUGAAAUACGAGAGCUUUGACAAAACCGUUCAGUUCAUAACUUAUGGUUCGCUUCCACCGCCCCUGUCGCUAGGUGAUCUGUUGGAUGUGCCGGAUAGAUAAUACAAACGGACAGAGCCAGCACCGUGUUUACGGAUUGGCCGAGAUAAAUGUUUGCUUAGCGCAGGUGCUAGUAAACAAGUUCCUCAAUAGGGUUUUAUCGGUCGUCGGGUUCAAUAAAGAAUUCUAAAUCGUUCUCGUCUGAUGAACUUUGGUUAGGGAUAAAGCAUUACUACAAUAAAAUAUAAUACUAUAAUUUUUCCUAUUUACUUUAAUAAAAAUAGAACGAUGCUUUG
Pocillopora damicornis (cauliflower coral) is the source of this 1265-nucleotide messenger RNA. RefSeq lists its product as uncharacterized. NCBI's taxonomy places the organism in Eukaryota, Metazoa, Cnidaria, Anthozoa, Scleractinia, Pocilloporidae. The record is from RefSeq and is a predicted model, not a curated record.